AUGGGGAGCCCGCCAGACGAGGCGACCAAGCUCAAGGACCAGGGCAACACGGCCUUCCGCAACCAGGAGUGGGACAAGGCCCUGAGCUUCUACACAAAGGCCAUCGAGGCAUACGCCGCCGAGCCGUCCUUCUACACCAACCGCGCCCAAACAUACAUCAAGCUAGAACAGUAUGGCUACGCAAUAGCAGACGCCGACAAGGCAAUCGAGCUCGAUGCCAACAAUGUCAAGGUACCACGCCCGCAAGCGCCCGCUGCAUACUACCGCCGCGCCUCGGCCAACACGGCCAUCCUCAAGCAUCGCGAGGCCCUCCGCGACUGGAAGCUCGUCGCCAAGAAGGCCCCCAACGAUGCCAACGCAAAGCUGCGCAUGGCCGAGUGCGACAAGAUUGUCAAGCGAGACGCCUUCCUCAAGGCCAUUGAAGUCGAGGAUGCGCCCUCGGCCGCAGAGGGCCUGGACCUCGAGCACAUGGUAGUCGAUGCCUCGUACGACGGCGCCAAGCUCCAAGACAAGAUGACGGUUGAGUUCAUCGACGACAUGAUUGAGCGAUUCAAGACCGGAAAGAAGCUGGCCAAAAAGUACGUCUAUCAAAUCAUCAUCGCCGUCAUGGACAUCAUCAAGAAGGAGCCCACCAUGGUCGAAUACGACAUCCCACAAGGCACAGAGGUUACCAUCUGCGGUGACACCCACGGUCAAUUCUUCGAUCUCAUGGAGAUUUUCCGCCUGGCUGGAAAGCCCUCAGAAAAGCACGCAUUCCUCUUCAACGGUGACUUUGUCGACCGAGGCUCGUGGUCCACCGAAAUCGCACUGCUACUGUACGCCUACAAGUGGCUAUACCCCGACACUUUCUUCCUGAACCGCGGCAACCACGAGACGGACGAUAUGAACAGAAUGUACGGCUUCGAGGGAGAGUGCAAGGCCAAGUACACGGAGCGCGUGUUCAAGCUUUUCUCAGAGUCCUUUUCUGCGCUUCCCCUGGCAACUCUGAUUGGCAAGAAGUACUUUGUGCUCCAUGGCGGUCUCUUCUCAGACGACAAGAUCACUCUGGAUGACGUACGAAAGCUCAACCGAUUCAAGCAGCGACAGCCAGGACAGUCUGGCCUGAUGAUGGAAAUGCUGUGGACCGACCCCCAGACAACUCCUGGCCGAGGUCCCAGCAAGCGCGGUGUCGGCCUGCAAUUCGGUCCCGACAUCACCAAGCGCUUCUGCGAGAACAACGGCCUCGAGGCCAUUAUUCGAUCGCACGAGGUGCGCAUGGAGGGCUACGAAGUCGAGCACGACGGACGCUGCAUCACCGUUUUCUCAGCACCCAACUACUGUGACAGCACCCACAACAAGGGUGCCUUUAUCAAAGUCGGCCCUGACUACAAGCUCAACUUUACGCAAUUUGACGCGGUCGCACAUCCAAACAUCAAGCCAAUGGCGUACGCGUCACACAUGGCUGGCAUGAUCUAA
Molecule: messenger RNA, 1455 nt
Organism: Exserohilum turcica Et28A
Lineage: Eukaryota; Fungi; Ascomycota; Dothideomycetes; Pleosporales; Pleosporaceae
Exons: 4
Coding region: 1-1455 (484 amino acids)
Cellular component (GO): nucleus; cytosol
Molecular function (GO): protein binding; protein serine/threonine phosphatase activity
Source: RefSeq, a predicted model, not a curated record